This is a messenger RNA of Suillus bovinus, 2589 nucleotides long. RefSeq lists its product as uncharacterized. The record is from RefSeq and is a predicted model, not a curated record. The transcript is spliced from 6 exons. Bases 1 to 2589 code for a protein of 862 amino acids. Lineage: Eukaryota; Fungi; Basidiomycota; Agaricomycetes; Boletales; Suillaceae.
AUGGCUCGCACAAAGCAAACAUCCCGCCGCAGGCCACAACAUCUUGGCAAGGUACUCCAACCUCACUUCCAACCUCACUUUCAACCUGUUCGCGCACAGCAUCGUGCGAUGGUGGCAGCAAAACCUGGGGCAGAAUCUGGGGCAAAACCUGGGGCAGAAUCUGGGGCAGAAUCUGGGGCAAAAUCUGGGGCAGAAUCUGGGGCAAAAUCUGGGGCAGAAUCUGGUGCAAAAUCUGGGGCAAGACAUGUCGCCAUCAGUAGGGCACUUCCUCAACCCAUCCGUGCUUUCCGCAUUCCUGUCUCUAAGGCUGAGCUGCCUAUGGCCCAAUGGGACGCACGCGCGCCGCACAGGAUCCACUAUGGCGUUCCGGAACUGAUUAACUAUGGUGCAAGGGAUUCCAGUCAGCUUGCGUGUUUGCGGGUUCCUGCUGUAAAGGACGGGAAGCUUAUCGGCUAUGUGCCACUCCCGAGCAGAUAUUUGUCAUCAUGGCUUUAUCUUUGUUACUGUGUAGAGCACUGGCUCGCCAUAUGGAAAUGUUGGGAUGGUGAGUCGAAGAAGAAGCAGAGGAAGACGAAGAAGACAAAUAUAAAAAUACAACGAAAAAGGACAGAUCUGAUUAACACCUCUCGCAAGAAUGCUGGUGCACGUUUCCUUCAAGCUAUGGUUGCCAGGAGAAUGGUGUUGGAGGAGUGUAUUGCAAACGGCGUGAAUGAUGACCGGAUUGAAUCACUCGACGAGUUCCUCAUUCGCAACUAUCGAGAUUGGCUAUUCCUUGAGUUCGAUGAGUUGCCUGACGACGCCCACAAAUAUUUAGAAGCGGAUCCGUUGUAUGCGAGGAACAAGAAGCUGUUCGAAACGGGCUGGGACGUAAAGGAGGAUAACAUCUCAUUGAGCAUUAGUCAGGCGGGCGACGCAUGGAUGCUAGGGGGGCUUGACCUGACAGAGAUGUUCAAGAAAGAGAUGAAUUUAGCCCUCAAGGAGCUUACCAAGGGAGGGGAGAUGGUCGACAUCACACAUGAUCAAAACGCGGAAUUGCCAGACAAGUGGCAUGAGUCCCAUGAGCCUCCAAUCCGAUUUAUGAGCGAACGAAAGGAGGAGUUUAUACGCAAUGGAUUCACGCUCGAUGAACCCUUGGUCUUUUUGUACUAUUGCUUACAGGACGAUGAGGAGAUCGAACGUGAAAGCUUCCUCAGAGAAAUUAUGGACAUGCUGCCCAACGAUGAGACGCGACAACAGUGGUCGUUGCGCGUCGACAAGCUGUUUGAUGGCGAGAUGAAAUGGGACGACUUCAGUAAUCUAGUGGGCGAUGAGUUAGAUUUGGAGCUCGCUCAGCGGGUGAACAGCAUGGGUCCAGAGUCUGAUAACCCGUUUCUAAAAAUGGAUGCAAGAAUUGCGGUGCGAGCUUACCUGCGCAACUUGCAAAACAACCCCAAUAACGCUGCCGACAUAUUUCGUAAAAGUAUCAGUCGAUUUUCUGAUCCAGAUGCGAAGGAUAGCAAGCUGUGGGGUUGGGUUAUGAAGAAGGUCAAAGCCAACACGGUGAUCACAACGCUGCAGUCAGCGCAUAGUCAUCGUUUGAAAUGGUUGAAUAGUCGCAAAGGUAAAAGGAGUGUCACGCUGCCGAACGCCACCGGCAAGACAAAUCAUGUACAACAACACUCCAGCGCUUCUGUGUCUGAUACUCGACCGACGCCUCCUGCUGACGUUAUGUCAUCCGACAUGAAUGUAGAUCAGGCAGAGGAAACAUCAAGGGGACAUAGUUUUGAUACAGAGAACAACAUUGUUCUGGACAGGGGACAACAUUCUGGAGUCCAGAGUCAGGGGGAUCCGCUCACUACAUCAACCACCCCUCCUAACCAUACUCCUGAUGCCAUGGUUGAAUAUCAGGAUGAUUCACCUUCCACUCCAGCACAAGAAGAUGACCAGUUGACUGGAGACGAUGACAUCGCCCCAGAAUCGCUCUUCUCCUUAGUGGCUAUGCAGCAAGCCAUUAAUGCCUUCAGUUGCGACGGCAUUUCUUUCAAUGAGUUGCGUAACAUAUUGUUAACCGAUACUCCACUCAUCCAUGUAAACACGAUACACGAAGCCCUGCAAACACUCAGUCCUGAGCGUGCGGACAAGAAGACGCUUCAGACGUUGCUCAAGACCUUGUUAGGAGAAGAGGCUUUGGCAAAAGGAGCUUAUGACGACGUUAUCGGCAAGAUCCAUUUGCAGAUACUCAUCGACAUGGGUCGCAAUCAGCUGGCUGUCAUAUGUGGCUACAAGGACUGGAAAGAGUGGAGAGAGUCGAAGGAGGUAUCAACUUCAGGAGAUAAGAGAGACAUGCACGCUGCGAUGAUAGCUGAAGCAAAGGCGAUUCUUCAAAAGCAGGAUUCCAACGUCUCAGAAUCUUGGAAGGUUGUUGGACAGCAGCACCUGGCUCUCAGAUAUAUCAUUAAUGGCCGCCGCAUGAGGGCCCGUGAAGAGGUUGUAGAGUACACUGCAACAAGGGAGGCUAUCCGGAUAGCUGUUUCGGACAUGGCCUAUUCAGAAAUCACCAGAAACAUGGGGGUCAUAUUUGACGCAGUUUUUGACGAAUACGACGAAUAG